AUUUUCUAUUGUAUCAUAUUAUUAAUAUAUCAAUCACUUUGCUAUGCAAAAAAGUCUUGUAUCAAUGGCUAAAAUGCAAGUUUUUCAUAUCCAACACUUUCAUAUUUGAUAAUCAUUUUAAGAACUAACCUUUCUUCUUCUUGUUGUUGUUCACAUGGCUGAUGAUGGAUUUACCUACGACGUGUUCAUCAGUUUCAGAGGCGAAGAUACUCGCUACACUUUCACCGGCCAUCUAUGGAAAACUCUAAAUGACAAGGGAAUCAGAACUUUCAUGGAUGAUGAUGAUCUUCAAAAAGGGGAUGAAAUCACACCCUCACUUAUCAAUUCAAUUCAAAAUUCAGUUAUGGCAAUUGUUGUUCUCUCCAAAAACUAUGCUUCUUCAUCCUUUUGCUUACAAGAGCUUUCUCAUAUACUUGAUUCAAUCAAAGGUAAGGGUAGAUUGGUCUUACCGGUUUUUUAUAAGGUGGAUCCUUCAGAUGUAAGGAAGUUAAAAGGGACUUAUGGUGAAGCAAUGGAUACUAAUGAGACUAAAUCCAAUCAUAAAUGGAAGAUGUGUCUUCACCAAGUUUCUAAUUUGUCUGGCUUUCAUUACAAGAAUGGGGAUGAAUAUGAACAUGAAUUUAUUGGGAAGAUAGUUGAACAAGUAUCAAGAGAGAUUGUACCUAUUACCUUACCUGUUCCUGAUAACCUAGUUGGAAUCGAUUACCAAAAGCAGAAUGUAGCAUCACUUUUGAAUGUUGGGUCAGAUGAUGCAGUCCACAUGGUAGGGAUCCAUGGGAUUGGUGGAAUAGGGAAAACCACACUUGCUCUAGAAGUUUAUAACUCCAUUGUCUGUCAAUUUCAAGGUUCUUGUUUUCUUGAAAACGUUAGAGAAAAUUCAGAUAAAAACGGGUUGAUAUAUCUCCAAAAGAUUCUUCUGACUCAAAUUUUUCGAGAGAAGAACAUCGAGUUAGCUAGUGUUAGACAAGGAAUUGCAACAUUAAAACAAAGGCUCAAACAAAAGAAGAUUCUUUUGGUUCUAGACGAUGUUGACAAAGAGGAGCAAUUAGAGGCUAUUGCUGGAAGUUGUGAUUGGUUUGGUCUUGGCAGUCGAGUCAUUAUCACAACUCGGGACAAAAAGUUGCUUACAUGCCAUGGAGUUCAAAAAAUAUAUGAGGUGAGAGGGUUGAAUGAGAAAGAUGCUUUUGAAUUGGUUGGAUGGAAAGCUUUUAAAAAUGAAUUUAGUCCAACCUAUACAGAUGUUUUAAAUCGCGCUGUAAUAUAUGCUUCCGGUCUUCCACUCGCUUUAGAAGUAAUAGGUUCUCACUUAUUUAAUAAGACAGUAGAAGAAUGUAAAUAUGCACUAGAUCGUUAUGAAAGGAUUCCAGAUAAAAAGAUCCAAACGGUACUACAGUUGAGCUUUGAUGCUUUGCAGGAAGAAGAUAAGGUUGUUUUUCUUGACAUUGCUUGUUGCUUCAAAGGAUAUAAUUUGGCAAGGCUCCAAAAAAUACUUCAUUCUCAUCAUGGUGUGAGCAAGAAUGAUCACAUCAAUGUGCUAUUUGAAAAAUCUCUCAUAAAGAUAAGUAAGUAUCAUGAUGUUACAUUACAUGAUCUAAUAGAGGACAUGGGGAAAGAAAUUGUCAGACAAGAAUCACCAGAAGAGCCUGGAAAUCGCAGUCGGUUAUGGCUCCCUAAAGAUAUAGUUCAAGUUCUAGAAGAAAAUACGGGAACAAGUAAAAUUGAAAUCAUAUGUUCAAACUCCCGGAUUAAAGUAGAAUGGGAUGGAGAGGCUUUCAAGAAGAUGAGAAAGCUUAGAACACUAAUUAUGAGUGGCAGAUGCAGUGAAAGUCCCAAACAUCUUCCGAAUAGCCUAAGAAUACUUCAAAUUGAAAAUUGGAUAUGUUCUUCAUGGGGUUUACCGUCUGAGUUUUAUCCAAAGGAACUUACCACAUGCAAUUUUCCCUCUUACUUAUCAUCAUUCGAGUUCAAAGACUUUUUCAAGAAGAAGUUCAAGAAUAUAAGGAUUUUAAAUUUUGAUAACCAUAGACUUUUAUCACAUAUACCCGAUGUAUCUGGUCUCGUAAAUUUAGAAGAAUUUUCAUUUCGAGAAUGUGUGAGUUUAACAGAAGUCGAUGACUCUGUUGGGUUGUUGGGUAAACUUAAAACCUUAAAUGCUUAUGGUUGCCUCAGGCUCAGGAAAUUACCACCUCUCAAGUUGGUUUCCCUAGAAGAACUCAAUCUUUCAGAGUGUUAUCGUCUUGAGAGUUUUCCACCUGUGAUAGAUGAGUCGUUUGAUAAACUUAAAACCUUGAGUGUUAGAUGUUGCUUCAAGAUAAAGAGUAUUCCACCUCUUAAGUUGACUUCGCUACAAAUACUCGAUCUUUCACAUUGUGAUAGUCUCGAGAGUUUUCCAGUUGUGGCGAAUGGCUUUCUUGGAAAUCUUAAAACCCUGUUUGUUAAAGGUUGUCGCAAUCUCAAGAUUAUUCCACCUCUCAAGUUGGAUUCCUUAGAAGAACUUGACCUUUCAGGUUGUGUUAGUCUCAAUAGUUUUCCAUGUGUGGUGGAUGGCUUGUUGGAUAAACUUAAAAUCUUGAGUAUUAAACAUUGCAUCAAACUUACAAGUAUUCCACCACUCAAGUUGACUUCGUUGAAACAGUUUGAUCUUUCAUAUUGUCCAAGUCUAGAGAGUUUUCCAGAAAUAUUAGGAGAGAUGAGAAACAUACCACAAAUUAACUUGUUUAACACUCCCAUAAAAGAAUUGCCGUUUCGAUUUCAAAAUCUUACUCCGAGUCAAACAUUAGAUUCCUGUAAUUGUGGAUUUGUUCACUUACCACUUAGUGUUGCUCAUGAGAUGGUAAAACUGGUUGAACUUACCAUCCAUAGUGAAGAAAAAGUGAGUCCAAUGAAAUGUUCACUUGUAAAAUAUCUUUGUCUCAGGAACAUGAAACUUUCAGAUGAAUCUUUGUCCAUAUGUCUCAUACUGUUUGCUAAUGUGAAAGAAUUACACUUAAAUGAAAAUCAAUUCACAGUUCUUCCUAAAUGUAUCGAAAAAUGCAAAUUUUUAUGGAGGCUUGUCUUGGAUAAUUGUGAGGAACUUCAAGAGAUCAAAGGUAUUCCGCCAAGCUUAAAAACAUUAUCAGCAUUAAACUGUAAAUCAUUGACUUCGUCGAGCAAAAGCAAAUUACUAAAUCAGGAAUUACAUGAGGCUGGAAACACUUGGUUCCGUUUGCCACGAGCAAAGAUUCCAGAUUGGUUUGAUCACCAAUGCUUGGCAGGAUUGUCAAUUUCUUUCUGGUUUCGUAACAAGUUUCCCGCCAUAGCUCUUUGUGUUGUUUCGCCGUUGACAUGGUAUGAUCAUCGACCUCCUAUAAAAGUGAUCAUCAAUGGCAAUACAUUUUUUUAUAAACACGGUGAGGAUCGAACUAAUAGAAACAUGGCACGACCAAAAGUGUAUCAUUUACAUCUUUUUCAUAUGAAAAUGGAAAAAUUAAAAGGUAAUAUGGACAAAGCACUUUUAGAAAAUAAGUGGAAUCAUGCAGAGGUUGACUUUGGAUUCCCAUUCCAUUAUAGUGGAAUUCACGUAUUGAAAGAGAAAAGUGAGAUGGAGGUUAUUCGAUUCACCAACCCAGAAAAUGAUGAUAAUAUUGAGCUCACUCUUUAAAAAACAACUGAGUCAUUGGUCUCAGGAAUUGAUUCUGAUGAGGGAAUGGAAUGAACUCUACCAAUCAUGAGACUCCAUCAUAUAAUUGUAGUAUGCCUCCAAAGAUAACACAUGUUCAAGUAAGUAUAUAUAUCAUUCAUUUUACAAAGUAUAUGUUCAGAAUAGUAUAUGUUCUUAUCCUUACUGUUUAUUGUUGAUUAAAUCUUCAAAAUGUGAGUCAGUCUUAACAUGAUAUUCAAGCCCUUCAUAUGAUUUCUAAAUUGUUUGACUUUAUGAAAUUAACCAAGGAGGGACAUAGUUGACAAAGGCAGAAUUGAAGUGCUGUGGAGUGAAAAUGUGAAAUUAUUCAGGUAGAAUAUACUGUCAUACUGUAUUAAUAUAUAUAAUAUGAUGUACUCCAUGUUUCAAAUAAAAAUAUAGCAUGGAGCAUACCAAAAUUCGACAAUCUAUUUAGUUCACUUUAAAGUUUUAUUAUUUAUAUUAUAUUUUUUCCUCAUUUAUUUAUCUUAAUUUAUAAACUUUUACCGUGUAAUUUGAUUUUGUACCAAUCCAACAGCAAAUAAAGCGGGUUGGGUUACUUUAGUGCUUUUAUUA
Molecule: messenger RNA, 4234 nt
Organism: Cicer arietinum (chickpea)
Lineage: Eukaryota; Viridiplantae; Streptophyta; Magnoliopsida; Fabales; Fabaceae
Product: TMV resistance protein N
Biological process (GO): defense response; signal transduction
Molecular function (GO): ADP binding
Source: RefSeq, a predicted model, not a curated record